AUGUUUCAUGGCCAGGGUGAGGGAGUCCAUUACAUAACACUAUCUAUCUAUCUAUCUAUCUAUCUAUCUAUCUAUCUGUUAGAUACCCUUUUGUUUCUUUUCCUUUCCCAGAGACCCCCCUUUUGUUUCUCUUCCUUCCCAAGAGAAACCCCUUUUGUUUCUAUUCCUUCCCCAGAGACCCCCCACUUUCUUUCUCUUCCUUCCCAGAGACCCCCCUUUUGUUUCUCUUCCUUCCCAAGAGAAACCCCUUUUGUUUCUAUUCCUUCCCCAGAGACCCCCCACUUUCUUUUCUCUUCCUUCCCAGAGACCCCCUUUUUGUUUCUCUUCCUUCCCAAGAGAAACCCUUUUGUUUUUAUUCCUUCCCGAGAGACCCCCCACUUUCUUUCUCUUCCUUCCCAGAGACCCACCUUUUGUUUCUCUUCCUUCCCAAGAGAAACCCCUUUUGUUUCUAUUCCUUCCCCAGAGACCCCCCACUUUCUUUCUCUUCCUUCCCAGAGACCCCCCUUUUGUUUCUCUUCCUUUCCCAGAGCCCCUUUUCUUUCUCUUCCUUCCCCAGAGACCCUCCCUUUCUUUCUCUUCUUUCCCCAGAGACCUCCUUUUGUUUCUAUUCCUUCCCCAGAGAAUCCCUUUUGUUCCUCUUCUCUCCCCAGCAACCCCAAAAUCUUUAAAUAUAUCUUCUCUCUUCUCCUUUUUCUCUCUUCUUCUUCUUCUCUCUUCUUCUCUCUUCUUCUCUCUUCUUCUUCUUCUCUUUCUUCUCACUUCUUUUUCUCUCUUCUUUUUUCUCUCUCUUCUUCUUCUCUCUUCCUCUUCUUCUUUUUCUCUCUUUAUCUUUUUCUCUCUUCUCCUUCUCUCUUCUUCUUCUCUCUUCUCCUCUCUUCCCCUUCUUCUCUCUUCUUCUUUUCUCUUCUCCUUCUUCUCUCUUCUCCUUUUUCUCUCUUCUUCUUCUCUCUUCUCCUUCUUCUCUUUCUUCUCUCUUCUCCUUCUUCUCUUUCUUCUCUCUUCUCCUUCUUCUCUCUUCUCCUUCUUCUUCUUCUUCUUCAAAUCCUCUUCCCUUUCUAUUACACCCAACAUCUUUUUUGUAUCUAUCUCUUUUCAUGUCUCUUUUCAUAUCUGUCUUUCUUUUUUCAUAUCUAUCUAUCUAUCUAUCUAUCAAACUGCUAUCUAUCUAACAGUCUCUUGACUAUCUAUCUAUCUAUCUAUCUAUCUAUCUAUCUAUCUAUCUCUUUUCAUAUCUAUCUAUCCCUUUUCAUAUCUAUCUAUCUAUCUAUCUAUCUAUCUAUCUAUCUAUCCCUUUUCGUAUCUAUCUAUCUAUCCAUCUAUCUAUCUAUCCCUUUUCAUAUCUAUCUAUCUAUCUAUCUAUUUUCAUAUCUAUCUAUCUAUAUAUAUAUAUAUAUAUAUAUCUUUUCAUAUCUAUCUAUCUAUCUAUCUAUCUAUAUAUCUCUUUUCAUAUCGAUCUAUCUAUCUAUCUAUCCCUUUUCAUAUCUAUCUAUCUAUCUAUCUAUCCCUUUUCAUAUCUAUCUAUCCCUUUUCAUAUCUAUCUAUCUAUCUAUCUAUCUAUAUAUCUCUUUUCAUAUCUAUCUAUCACUUUUCAUAUCUAUCUAUCUAUCUAUCUAUCUAUCUAUCUAUCCCUUUUCAUAUCUAUCUAUCUAUCUCUUUUCAUAUCUAUCUAUCCCUUUUCAUAUCUAUCUAUCUAUCUCUUUUCAUAUCUAUCUAUCCCUUUUCAUAUCUAUCUAUCUAUCUAUCUCUUUUCAUAUCUAUCUAUCCCUUUUCAUAUCUAUCUAUCUAUCUAUCUAUCUAUCUAUCUAUCUAUCCCUUUUUGUAUCUAUCUAUCUAUCCAUCUAUCUAUCUAUCCCUUUUCGUAUCUAUCUAUCUAUUUUCAUAUCUAUCUAUCUAUAUAUAUAUAUAUAUAUAUAUAUCUUUUCAUAUCUAUCUAUCUAUCUAUAUAUCUCUUUUCAUAUCGAUCUAUCUAUCUAUCCCUUUUCAUAUCUAUCUAUCCCUUUUCAUAUCUAUCUAUCUAUCUAUAUAUCUCUUUUCAUAUCUAUCUAUCUAUAUAUCCCUUUUCAUAUCUAUCUAUCCCUUUUCAUAUCUAUCUAUCUAUAUAUCUCUUUUCAUAUCUAUCUAUCUAUAUAUCUCUUUUCAUAUCUAUCUAUCUAUAUAUCUCUUUUCAUAUCUAUCUAUCCCUUUUCAUAUCUAUCCCUUUUCAUAUGUAUCUAUCUAUCUAUCUAUCUAUCUAUCCCUUUUCAUAUCUAUCUAUCCCUUUUCAUAUCUAUCUAUCUAUCUAUCUAUCUAUCUAUCUAUCCCUUUUCAUAUCUAUCUAUCCCUUUUCAUAUCUAUCUAUCUAUCUAUCUAUCUAUCUAUCUAUCUAUCUAUCCCUUUUCAUAUCUAUCUGUCCUGUCUAUACAUCUAUCUAUCUAUCUCAGUCUGUUCAUCUACCUCAUUCUGUUCAUCUACUUAUCUACUUCAGUCUGUUCAUCUAUCUAUCUACCUCAGUUCAUCUAUCUAUUUACCUCAGUCAGUUCAUCUAUCUACCUCAGUUCAUCUAUCUAUCUACCUCAGUCUGUUCAUCUAUCUACCUCAGUUAGUUCAUCUAUCUCAUUCUGUUCAUCUACUUAUCUACCUCAGUCUGUUCAUUUAUCUAUCUACCUCAGUUCAUCUAUCUAUCUACCUCAGUCAGUUCAUCUAUCUAUCUACCUCAGUCUGUUCAUCUAUCUCAUUCUGUUCAUCUACCUAUCUACCUCAGUCUGA
Molecule: messenger RNA, 2745 nt
Organism: Acanthosepion pharaonis
Lineage: Eukaryota; Metazoa; Mollusca; Cephalopoda; Sepiida; Sepiidae
Source: the annotation of a GenBank genome assembly